Molecule: messenger RNA, 2125 nt
Organism: Punica granatum (pomegranate)
Lineage: Eukaryota; Viridiplantae; Streptophyta; Magnoliopsida; Myrtales; Lythraceae
Source: RefSeq, a predicted model, not a curated record
UCUUCCGUGGCAGCGAAAGAAAAUGAUUGUCCAAUGGGGAGGGACCCUCCUCCUCCUCCGCCUCCUCCUCCUUCCUCCUCUUUUGUCAGCUCCUCCAAAACAGCCGCCACCUGUAAGCCUUCUCCAACUUUCUAGACCUUCUCCGGCUGUUUCCUAACGACCACUUUAUAACAGAGCUGUCCCGCCAUGUCUGCUCUCGUAGAUCUCUCUGCAACUUUAAGUGAAGCUCCAUUGAAAUGGCCUCAACUACCCUGUUUAUGAGCCGUCCCUUACUGCCUCUGAAGUCCGCCGGAAACAAGACCAAGAACAGGAGCAGCAAUAGCAGUUGUUAUCCCACGGUUGUCUCUUUUAGCAAAGGACCGGUUUUCGAGAAGACCCAUGUCUUGUUUUGGCUCCCCUCGAGGCCCAGAUCAAUCAGAACAGUUAGUUUCUCUGUCAAAGAAGAGAACGAAAACUCGUCCGUCGCUGUAAUCUCCGAGAAGACCGGGGAUGAUAGAGAUGGAGAUGAGAAAGAAGAUGAACGUAGGGAGGCAGAGAAGGAGGAGGGGGAGGAGGAGAAGGAUAAGCAGCAGGAGAUGGACUGGAAGACCGACGAGGAGUUCAAGAAGUUCAUGGGAAGCCCUUCGAUUGAGGCCGCGAUCAGGUUGGAGAAGAAGAGGGCUGACAGGAAACUCAAGGAGCUCGACCAGGAGAGCAGCGGCAAUCCGCUUGUCAGAAUCUUCAAUAGUUUACAGCGCGGUAGCCUUGCCCGGGAAAGGGAGAGGUUGGAGAAGGCUGAGGAGGCCUUCAAGGCUCUCGAUCUUAACAAAUUGAAAAGCUGCUUCGGGUUUGAUACUUUCUUCGCAACUGAUGUUCGGAGGUUCGGAGAUGGUGGCAUCUUCAUUGGGAAUCUGCGGAAGCCUAUUGAAGAGGUCAUUCCUAAGCUGGAGAAGAAGCUAUCCGAAGCUGCUGAAAGAGAAGUAGUUGUCUGGUUCAUGGAGGAAAAGGCAAAUGAGAUUACCAAACAGGCCUGCGUAGUGCAGCCCAAGGAGGAAAUAGAUCUCCAGUUCGAGUUGACUAAGUUGAGCACUCCUUGGGGUUAUUUCAGCUCCAUCGUGUUGUGUGUUGCGACUUUCGGGACAAUAGCUCUGAUGAGCGGCUUCUUCCUUAAACCGGAUGCCACAUUUGAUGACUACCUAUCCGAUGUUGUGCCCCUCUUUGGUGGCUUUCUUUCAAUUCUUGGAGUUUCAGAGAUAGCUACAAGGGUCACAGCAGCUCGAUAUGGUGUAAAGCUGAGCCCGUCCUUUCUUGUCCCGUCGAAUUGGACGGGUUGCUUGGGAGUAAUGAACAACUAUGAGUCUCUGCUUCCGAACAAGAAGGCCCUUUUUGACAUUCCCGUGGCCCGCACGGCUAGCGCCUACUUGACAUCUCUUGCCCUGACAGUUUCUGCUUUUAUUGCCGAUGGAAGCUUCAAUGGUGGUGACAACGCAUUAUACAUAAGGCCGCAGUUCUUCUUUAACAACCCGCUGCUUUCUUUUAUCCAAUUUGUGAUCGGGCCUUACACAGACGACCUCGGGAAUGUUCUUCCCUAUGCAGUGGAAGGCGUCGGGGUUCCUGUCGAUCCCCUUGCUUUUGCAGGGCUUUUAGGCAUGGUGGUAACUUCCUUGAACCUGUUACCAUGUGGAAGGCUCGAAGGUGGGAGAAUCGCACAGGCCAUGUUUGGGAGAAGCACCGCGACUCUGCUCUCCUUCGCGACUUCGCUCCUGCUGGGGAUUGGAGGACUGAGCGGCAGCGUCCUGUGCUUGGCCUGGGGACUGUUCGCGACCUUCUUCCGGGGUGGGGAAGAGAUUCCAGCCAAGGACGAGAUUACGCCAUUGGGGGACGACCGGUUCGCCUGGGGGAUCGUGCUCGGGCUCAUAUGUUUCCUCACGCUGUUCCCUAAUGUGGGAGGGACAUUCUCUAGCUCUUUCUUCAGUGAUCCAUUCUUCAGGGGAGAUUUUUGAGAUAAGUGUAGAUGUACAUGUACCGAUGUUGUCUCUCAAUAUAAAUAUGAUUGAGUUACAGCAAAGUGGAAAAUAUAUACUACUACAGUUGUAAAUGGAAUGGAAGCUUGUUUCAACCUUGUGGAGCAAAUUCGUUGGACCAG